AUGACAACGUCGUCUCUCGCUCUGAUCUACCUUCUCCCGCUUCUUGCUUCUCUGGGAGAGGCUAGGCCAAUCUCGCGCGGUGCAGUGCACAAAAGAGAAGUGCCACAGGAGCUCUCACACAAGCGCUUCUUGACAGCCGUGCAGACGUCUCUUCAGGCCAACAAUCCAGAUAACAUCGUGGACCCAGUCUUUGGUCUGCUCGGAGACGCUGCGGCAAGUCAAGGUGCUGGAUCUAUCACCGACCUAGCAUGUCUUCAACAAGCUACUGCAGAUCAAGCGUUUAUCAAUGCGAAAGCUGCUGGUGAUGUUGAUGGAAUGACAAAUGCUUUGAUCUACAGAGCGUUGGAGAGGAAUACUGGCAAGGUUGGCCUGGCUAGUGCCAUCUGCACUCAGACACCCGUCAACCCAGAGAUAGGUGCGGUCACUCAACACCAGGACCCCGCCUCGAACGGAGCAGCAGCCACCAACAAGGCCAUCACUCUUGCUCUGGCACAACAGAUCGCUUCAGUUGGCGGUGACCCUCAGCUUGCACUCCAAUCAGGCACCUUCACCCCAGGAGACGUGACGGACCCUACCGGGGCCGGAAACACUUGCGAUACUGAAGACUGCAUAUUCGAGCAGAAUCGACUGGUCGAGGACGCAUCCCCUGCUGAGAUCGACGCCGCUGUCGCUGGCAGCGGAGGAACUGCAGGUACAACAGCUAGCGGUGAUGCAGGCAAUUCUGCCGGGGGCAAUGGCGAUAAUGGAGCGGCUACUGUUAUGGGCAGCGCCAACGCUGCAAUGGGAGGCGACAAUACCGCUGCCACAGAAGCCAACGCUGGCGUUGCUACUGAAGGCGCUGCUGCCGGUGGCGCUGUCACAGUCACGAACAACGCGGCAGCUGCUGGAAUCGAUGUCGGUCAAUGUACGGAUUUCAGGAUGACCUUCGCUGCUGGCCUUGAGAACCGAGGAGCAGAUGAGUUUACCUUCAUCCCAACCGAUCAGACCAACUUCAAGCAUGGAUCGGCAAAGAACCCAAAGAUCAUCUCUCAGUUCAUGUGCGACACCUUUGUCAACGCUUGCGGCAAGUCGAAAGCGACGCAAGCUGCUUGCGACACUGUAAAGACCACGAUCGAUGGACAGCUGGACUCUGGCGCCCUGACUGCUGAUCAGUCGUAUGCCGAUGCUUGGUUGUCAGGGCUCGAACAAGCCUUUGGUGUCCAGUCGACUGGGUCAGGCGGCGCCACUGGAGGCGCCAAUGCAGGUGCAGCUGUGGGAGCUGCCGACGAUGCUGCUCCAGGAGCCGGAGGUACCACUGCGGAUGCGGGGAAUGCUGCACAAGCUGGGACUGGCAAUACAGGCAAUGCUGGUUCUGAUCGCCCGAACAACAACGCCAAUGGAGCUGAGCAGAACGGUAACGGCAACAACAACGCGGCUUCUGAGGGAUCAGCAGCUGUAAGUGCCGGAGGCAAUGUCCAGACCUUUGGUGGAGCUCUGAACGGAGCUUCUGCUCCAGCUGUGAUUCAAAAUACUUCCUCGAACCGACCCUUCUUCGUUGGAGGCGAUACCUUUGUGAACAAGGGUGCGGCGAUCCAACGAUCAUGCGACCAACAGGCUAACGCUUGUGCCAACGCAUUCAACAGUGGCUCUGGGACUGCUCCAGUCAGCGAAUGCAAUGCCCAGCGGCAGCAAUGUGUUGCAGCUGGUGGAGCAUGAGACGACUGAUGGGCUACGUGUCACCGUUGAGCGGGGACAAGAGAAUGUAAAAUAGUUCACUCAUGCAAUUCCUCCAUCUGACGCCGCGACGAAAGCGGAUGAAAAUCAUUCGCG
Kockovaella imperatae is the source of this 1809-nucleotide messenger RNA. RefSeq lists its product as hypothetical. The record is from RefSeq and is a predicted model, not a curated record. The transcript has 17 exons. NCBI's taxonomy places the organism in Eukaryota, Fungi, Basidiomycota, Tremellomycetes, Tremellales, Cuniculitremaceae. The coding region runs from base 1 to 1695 and encodes 564 amino acids.